Molecule: messenger RNA, 207 nt
Organism: Peronospora matthiolae
Lineage: Eukaryota; Oomycota; Peronosporomycetes; Peronosporales; Peronosporaceae
Source: the annotation of a GenBank genome assembly
AUGGUGCUCAGCGAUUAUUACCUCGAGACGGGCGAUUACACUACCGUCAAAAAUCUAAUAAAUGACACGAUUGUGGAUUUUUAUCGGUCCGACGCGAUUGGGAUCGGCAAUUACGACCAUUUUCGUGCGAAUAACGCUUCCCCACACCAGAUCGCACUAUACCGUCUGCAUCCACCAUGCCAACAGGACGGGCAGGCAGAAAAAUGA